Molecule: messenger RNA, 1075 nt
Organism: Hevea brasiliensis (rubber tree)
Lineage: Eukaryota; Viridiplantae; Streptophyta; Magnoliopsida; Malpighiales; Euphorbiaceae
Product: proteasome subunit alpha type-2-A-like
Exons: 12
Coding region: 139-846 (235 amino acids)
Biological process (GO): ubiquitin-dependent protein catabolic process
Cellular component (GO): proteasome core complex; proteasome core complex, alpha-subunit complex
Source: RefSeq, a predicted model, not a curated record
GGCUUUUCCUCUUUUCAUCGUCUCGUUUAAUAAUUAUAUAAAUAUAUACCGUCUCCCCCUCCAAGAAACCUCCUACAAUAUUCCAGCAAGCCUAGCUUUCUUCCUGUUGAAACUACAGAUUUCAUCUUCGAGUUUAAAAUGGGCGAUAGUCAGUACUCAUUUUCUCUUACCACUUUCAGUCCUUCUGGGAAGCUUGUUCAGAUUGAACAUGCCCUAACAGCAGUUGGAUCGGGCCAAACAUCUUUAGGAAUCAAAGCUGCUAAUGGUGUUGUCAUUGCAACAGAGAAGAAGCUACCAUCUAUUUUAGUUGAUGAAACAUCGGUUCAAAAGAUUCAGAUACUAACACCUAACAUUGGAGUUGUUUAUAGUGGAAUGGGUCCUGAUUUUCGAGUUUUGGUUCGAAAAAGCAGGAAGCAGGCAGAGCAAUAUCACCGACUAUACAAAGAACCUAUCCCUGUUACACAACUUGUAAGGGAAACUGCUGCUGUCAUGCAGGAGUUCACUCAGUCUGGUGGUGUCAGGCCUUUCGGUGUAUCACUGCUGGUUGCAGGGUAUGAUGACAAAGGUCCACAAUUAUAUCAGGUGGACCCAUCAGGUUCAUAUUUCUCUUGGAAAGCUUCAGCUAUGGGGAAAAAUGUUUCUAAUGCAAAGACAUUUCUUGAGAAGAGGUAUACCGAUGAUAUGGAGCUUGAUGAUGCGGUUCAUACAGCAAUAUUAACAUUAAAAGAAGGGUUUGAAGGACAAAUCUCAGGCAAAAACAUUGAGAUUGGCAUAAUUGGCGCAGACAAAAAAUUCAGGGUACUAACCUCAGCUGAAAUUGAUGAUUACUUGGCUGAAGUGGAGUAGCUUGUUUCUGUUCUGCUGCAACUUGAAAGAUUAUCAAUUUCACUUUCCCAAAGAUAGAAAUUUCUGACAUUGGUUCUUAACAGAACUUCAACUUUUGAUGAAGCACUCACAGACUUUUAUUUUGCUUAGCAGUUGUUAUUUUUCCUUUUUUCCAUCAAUGAAAACUUAGCGGACAUGAUUGUAUUGGCGUUUCUUGCUUCACAUUAAUAACAAAAUUCCUUUGCCUGCA